This is a messenger RNA of Ctenocephalides felis (cat flea), 387 nucleotides long. RefSeq lists its product as uncharacterized. The record is from RefSeq and is a predicted model, not a curated record. Lineage: Eukaryota; Metazoa; Arthropoda; Insecta; Siphonaptera; Pulicidae. The transcript is spliced from 2 exons. The coding region runs from base 1 to 318 and encodes 105 amino acids.
AUGCAUAAGGUAGACCUAAUCCGCCGCCUCGAAGUGGAUAGUUUCUACAGUGCGUGUCAACGUCACCGCGAACAAUACAAGGAUCACACCGGACGUUUGCAUCCGCUUUCCUACUUCCAAAUAGCGGAUACGCCGUGGCAUUGCCCGUACAGCCCUGAAAUAGCGUACAUGCGAACACCCACCCGAUUCUCGAGGCAGGGCGAGGUGCCCGUCUUGCCCAGAACGUUCGAAAGGGUGGGGCCGUUCCCUGAUUUACCACAUCGAACGCUCGUCGGAACCUAUAGUAAGGCGACAGACACGACCUGGCGCAAAGGAUGAAAUUUAUUUCAGUGGAGAAAAUUUUAUUAUUAUUAUCAAUUACGCUUUACAAGUUUGGAGAUGUGAUUA